UAUGACCGAUUGACGACGAGGUUCAGGCUUUAUUAAGCUUAUAUGUGGAGGACGAAAUCCAGCGGGAACUGGAAAGUCAUGCUCAGUCCUACAUCACUGGACUAAUUUGCGUAAUCUUCAUGGUACUUUAGACCGCGAUGGAAACGCAGACAGCAACAGGUCCGGGGGGAAAAGUUCCUGGGACAAAUUUCUCUGGGUAAUUUCGGUGUAAACUCUGCUAAUGGCGACCCUAACAGAAGACAACACAAUCUUGCUAACCAUUUCCAGCAGCUGGAAAUAUUCCACUUACUUAGGCAUCAGCAGUUUCAUGCUGCUCUGUCACACAUCCUGUGAAACUCCAUAUUGUAGUCAUUUAUUGUCCUUCAGGUCAGCUGGACAACUUUUUAAAGGAGCUGAUUGUCUUCAGGAGUCUUCGGCAACUUCAACAUCCAUCUUCGCUGCAGAUUUUCACGCUUCUUUCCAUCUUCAGUGCUCACCACCACAGGUACUCAUGAAUCAGGCAACCAGCUUGACCUCAUCCACACACACAACUGUAUCAUUCGGGUUAAAUCUCUGCACAUUUCUGAUCAUUUGUUACUUUUAAGUUACAACUUCCUUCCGUACCACCAGCUUCUCUUCCAGUUUCAUCCAGACGAACCCUUGUAGAAAGUUACAGACCUGUCUCUCCUCCUAUUCAUAGCAAACAAUGUGUCAUCCUUUCACAGAACAGAUAACCAGUCAGGAUUUAAAAGCAGCCACUUAACCUUGCUGUCGGUCGCUGAAUCCCUACGGAUUGCGAAAGUUGAUCCCAAAUCUUCAGUUCCCAUUCUGCUAGAUUAUCUGCCACCUUCGACGCUGUUAACCAUCAGAUCCUUCUGUCCACCCUCUCAUCACUUGAACAACACUUUGCUGGUUUGAAUCUUACCCUUCAGGUCUGAAACGCAUCAUCUGGUCCCCGAGGUACCCCAGGGUUCAGUGUUUGGACCUCUCCUCUUCUCCAUAUACACUACAUCACUGGGACCUAUUAUACAGGCACAUGGUUUCUCCUGCCAUUGCUAUGCUGAUGAAACACAUCUCUACUUUUUAUUUCAAACAGACGAUCCCACAGUAGCUUCACGGAUCUCAGACCAUCUGGCGGAUAUUUCGCCAUGGAUGGAAAAACAUCACCUACAGCUCAACCUAGUGAAGACGGAGGUUCUAGUCUUCCCAGCCACCCCCUAUCAGUACGGCACAACUUUACCAUCUAGCUAGGUUCGUCGACAAGUUUUGUGUGCAAUCUUGGGGUAAUCUUUGAUGACCAGCUGACCUUCAAAGACCACAUCGCAAGGACAGCACAAUCAUGCAGGUUUGCAUUGCAAAACAUCAGGAAGAUCAACACUUUUCUAACAGAGCAACUUCUCAUCCAUGCCCUUGUUAUUUCUGGACUGGACUAUUGCAGUGCUCUUCUGGCUGGACUUCCAGCAUGAGCAGUCAAACCUCUUCAACAGAGAGGCACAAAAUCACUUUCCAGAACCUUCUCAUUCACUGUUCCUCACUGGUGAAUGAUCUUCCCAAACCUAUCCGGACAGAAUCCCUGAAAUGUUCAAGAAACAGCCGAAAAGUCAUCUCUUCUGCAAGCACUUACUUCUUCCCUGCUUCCACUGUUUCUCAAACCCUCCCUGUUCUAGCUUGACCUAUUGAAGCUUCUAUCAGUUCUUGUGUUUAUUGCCUCUGUAAGAAGAAUCGGCUGCUGUAUGUCGCUUACAGAUGAGGAAAUGCUGUUCUUCAUCAUCAUGAGUUCUGUGUGCAGCUGCUCGUGUCUGAAUGUGACCCUGCUGCACUGCAGAGGCUGAGCAGACCUGAGGAGUCGAGCUCAGAUCUGACGGGGUUUAUCCUGCGUUUGGAUGGAGGAGGUUCAGUACACACACACACACACACACACACACACACACACACACACAGUGAGUGAACACUCGUCUGCUGCCUCCUGCUCUCAGUGUUUUAUAUCAGUAAUGAAUCACAGCCCCCCCCUCCCCAUACGUGCUGCGUCAGUGUGUGUGACGCUCCUGUGUGAGUGUGUGUGAGUGUGUGAGUGUGUGUGAGUGUGUUUGCAUUCUGAAUGGAUCCUCAGCCGGUUGGAAUCAGCAGCGUCUCUGUGCACAGAGGUGACUAUGAGGACGCGUCUCUCUGCGUUAUUCUUUCACACCAUGAUCUGGGCCAGCACAGCAGCAUUUGACCCCGCCCCCAAAAUUGACGGACAGCAGACCUCGUCAGUCACCGUACAGGAGAACAUCACUCACCAGUUCAGCUGCCAAUCAGAGGGCUGGAAUCCUCAAGCCCCGCCCCUGCUGACCUGGUACCUGAACGGGGAGAGGCAGAGCGAGGUGACGGGCAGCCGGGGGGCGGGGCGUCUGGUUAUGACAUCACCAGGGGAUUCCAGAGUGCUUAAAUACGGAUCCGAGCGCAACAGCACGUUCACACUCAAACCCAAGCGCUGGGACCGAGAGCUGGUGUGUGCGGCGCGAAACCCUGCCGGAGGAGAGAGUUACAACGCCACCGUCACGCUCAACGUCCAGUUCCAGCCGGAGAUCCUGCGUGUGGACGCCCAUUACAGCGAGACCUCUGACCCCGGCCUCUCCCUGAUCCUCUUCGCUUUGGUUCGGUCCAACCCCCCCGCCACCAUCACGUGGGUGGAUCGGUCCGGUCAGCUGCUGGCCAACAGCUCCGACUUCCUCAUCCUGGACUCACGGAGCUUCCCGUGGCUGGCCAAUCACAGCCUACAGGUCACUCUGAGCAGCCUAUCAGGAAACAUCUCUGUGAACGCCAACAAUAGCCUCGGCUCCGCCCACAGCAACCUCACGCUCACAGAGUUCCUGCAGUCGCGGGUGGAGGUGCCGAUGUUUGGGAUAGUGACGGGAGGCGUCGCCGGCUUCAUCACCCUCCUCAUCUUCACCCUGAUGGUGUUCUUCCUCCUACAGAAGGACAAAAGCAAAGCCGUCGAGGAGCCCGUCGCCGUUCAUCUGUCCUCCCAACGUCAUGACAUGGUGAAGGUCCAGGUGAACGGCGUGUAUCUGCCCAGAGAGAACAUGUCCUUACCGUCACACGUGCAGCUGAACGAUGACCGGACGCUCUGUAAGGGGCGGCAGAUCUCCAGACCCAACACACUGGAGAGGAGACGCGCGGACGAGGAAGAGGAGGAUCUGUCUGCGGCCUAUGCUGCUCGAGGUUUCGCUCGCUAUCCGAUGGUGGGAUACAUCUAUAAAGUGAGCAGCACCAGCAGCGACGAGAUCUGGCUCUGAACAUCUGACCUCUGACCUCUGACCUCACGCCUGAUCCACCUGACGCCUGUAAGGUCAACAUGACAGCGGGCAGAACGUGAUUCGGUUUCAUCGUUCUUAUAAAUCAAACGUCAGGUGACAGGCAGACUGCUUUGUCCUGGUGAAGAACUACACUACCCAUAAUCCACUGUUCAGCGAAUCCACUGUUACUAUGGAAACGGGGACGUUUUUCACCCCAGACUAGCUAGGGGUCAGUAACGAACAUUAGUUAAUUGCAGUGCUGCUCUUACAAUCAGAGAAAGUCCUUGAAAAGACCAAAACAGUGAGAGUGCUUCAUGGGAUCUGUAGUUCAUUCGCUCCUGUUCAUUAACGGACUCCACACUGUACUGACUGUAAAUAUGUGCUUUCAUCAGUAUUUACCCAGAGUUCUUUGCUGCUAUAGGAAUGCUACAUCAUAUCUGUGUAAUAUAAAUGAAUGUUCACUAAAUCUGCAGAUGUUGUGAAAUACGUAUAAAUGAACAGAAGUUUAAGAGUAUUCUUGCUGUGUAUGUAAAUAUGUGUAAAGCUGAUUAUGAAGAGGUCCAGCAGGAGGCGCUCUAGUUUAACUGCAGCUGUACCUGAGAUUAACUGCUGCUGCUGAAUUAUUAUUAUUAAUAUUAAUAUUCUCUCUCUUGCUUGUGAAAGUUGCUGUAUCAGUUCUAUGAUGAAAAUACCUCAAUAAAGUCUGGAGAAACAUCA
This is a messenger RNA of Megalobrama amblycephala (Wuchang bream), 3974 nucleotides long. Its product is annotated as transmembrane protein 25. Gene Ontology annotation, biological process: negative regulation of excitatory postsynaptic potential. The transcript has 9 exons. The coding region runs from base 2130 to 3257 and encodes 375 amino acids. The record is from RefSeq and is a predicted model, not a curated record. Lineage: Eukaryota; Metazoa; Chordata; Actinopteri; Cypriniformes; Xenocyprididae.